Pteronotus mesoamericanus is the source of this 1228-nucleotide messenger RNA. It is a transcript of the gene SAG, whose product is annotated as S-antigen visual arrestin. The record is from RefSeq and is a predicted model, not a curated record. The transcript is spliced from 15 exons. The coding region runs from base 2 to 1228 and encodes 408 amino acids. Gene Ontology annotation, cellular component: photoreceptor outer segment; photoreceptor inner segment. Gene Ontology annotation, molecular function: G protein-coupled receptor binding. Gene Ontology annotation, biological process: G protein-coupled receptor internalization; signal transduction. NCBI's taxonomy places the organism in Eukaryota, Metazoa, Chordata, Mammalia, Chiroptera, Mormoopidae.
CAUGGCGGCCAACGUGAAGACCGGGAAGGCGGCACCAAACCACGUCAUCUUCAAGAAGGUCUCCCGGGACAAGUCGGUGACCAUCUACCUGGGGAAGAGGGACUACGUAGACCAUGUUGACCACGUAGAGCCAGUGGAUGGUGUUGUGCUGGUGGACCCUGAGCUCGUGAAGGGGAAGAAAGUGUACGUCUCUCUGACGUGCGCCUUCCGCUACGGCCAGGAAGACAUCGACGUGAUUGGCCUGAGCUUCCGGAGGGACCUGUACUUCUCUCGGGUCCAGGUGUUCCCCACCAUGGGGGCUGCAGACACCCUCACACAACUGCAGGAGAGCCUGAUCAAGAAGCUGGGGGCCAACACGUACCCCUUUGUGCUCACGUUUCCCGACUACUUACCCUGCUCGGUGAUGCUGCAGCCCGCGCCGCAGGACACGGGCAAGUGCUGUGGGGUCGACUUUGAGGUCAAAGCAUUCGCCAUAGACAGCACGGACGAGGAGGAGGACAGAGUUCCCAAGAAGAGCUCUGUGCGUUUACUGAUCCGUAAGGUGCAGCACGCACCACCUGCGAUGGGUCCCCAGCCCCGGGCUGAGGCCACCUGGCAGUUCUUCAGGUCCGACAAGCCCCUGCACCUUGCAGUCUCCCUGAGCAAAGAGAUCUACUUCCACGGAGAACCCAUUCCUGUGACCGUGACUGUGACCAACAACACAGAGAAGACAGUGAAGAAGAUUAGAGUGUUAGUGGAGCAGGUAGCCAAUGUGGUUCUCUACUCGAGUGACUAUUACAUCAAGCCUGUGGCCGAGGAGGAAGCACAAGAAAAAGUGCCACCAAAUAGCACUCUGACCACGACACUGACGCUGGUGCCCUUGCUGGCCAACAACCGCGAACGGAGGGGCAUCGCCCUGGACGGGAAGAUCAAGCACGAGGACACAAACCUCGCCUCCAGCACCAUCAUCAAAGAAGGCAUAGACCGGACCGUGCUGGGCAUCCUGGUGUCGUACCAGCUCAAGGUGAAGCUCACGGUGUCGGGCUUCCUGGGAGAGCUCACCUCCAGCCAAGUGGCCACCGAGGUGCCGUUCCGUCUCAUGCACCCCCAGCCAGAGGACCCAGCCAUGGCCAAGGACGGCUUUCAGGAUGAAAAUUUGGUUUUUGAGGAUUUUGCUCGCCAAAAUCUGAAAGACUCAGGAGAUCCCGAUGAAGGGAAGAAAGACCAGGAGGCACCUGCGGAUGAGUGA